GAAUACUAGAUGCUUGUGGGAUUGUGGGAUUAGAGGAGUCUAGCCUGAGGUCUUUAGAGCUAGCUAGGUACUGCCUAGUAAAUAAAAUUCCUUGUCGUCCCUUGUCACCCAGUUUGCCAGGCUGCCCAGUGCAAAACCCAACGAGCAAUGGGCUCCAGCUUCCAUUGAGAUCCCAAGUCUCGUCCCAGCCCAUCUCCACAUCUCCACAUCUACUACGGAAGUUGAGUAUGCUAGGUACCUACUAACAUUGAACCUUACAUACCUACCUACCUGCAUAGUACAAUUUUUUUUUUUCAAUUUCUUUUUCUUCUCCCCCCUCACUCUCUCCCAGUCUCCGUUUCUAUCGUCUUCUUCCAUCGAAUCACCUCAGUUGUUAGGAUUCCAUCGACGCGGCUCUAUUGUCUGGGCUUGAAAAGUAACUUGCCACUUAUUACUCACACGCUCUUGUUGAUCUGGCCCUUCCUACGUCGCUAAACCCUUUCGCUGUCUACCAUCGAGAUGGCUAGCGAAAGCAUUGAUAGAGCUCCUCGGGAAGUAAAAAAUCAUAUACUAUUUGAAAUCGCAACCGAGGUGGCCCAUCGCGUCGGUGGUAUCUAUUCAGUUAUCAAAUCCAAGGCACCCGUGACCACUGCCGAAUAUGGCGAACGAUAUAUGCUUAUUGGCCCUCUCAACCACCAGUCCGCCGCAGUCGAGGUUGAAGAACUAGAGCCAUCUACCCCAGAACUUGCCAAGAGUAUAGAGGCCAUGAAAAAUCGGGGUAUUGGCAUACUCUAUGGACGAUGGCUUAUUGAGGGCGCCCCUCGAGUAUUGUUGAUCGACACCAAGACUGCUUACAAGUACUUAGACGAAUGGAAGGCCGAUUUGUGGAACGUAGCCAGUAUCCCGGCCCCCCCCGGCGACGAGGAGACAAACGAGGCUAUCGUAUUUGGAUACUUGGUUGCUUGGUUCCUCGGAGAGUUUGUUUCACACGAAAAGACAAAGGCUGUCAUUGCUCAUUUCCACGAGUGGCUUGCCGGCGUUGCUCUCCCGCUCACUAGGAAGCGUCGCCUGGAUGUGACCACUGUCUUUACCACGCACGCAACUCUUUUGGGCCGCUACCUCUGUGCUGGUUCCGUUGAUUUUUACAACAAUCUACAAUGGUUCGAUGUCGAUGCGGAAGCAGGGAAGCGUGGCAUUUAUCACCGGUAUUGCAUAGAGCGCGCUGCCGCUCACUCAUGUGACGUUUUCACCACCGUUUCGCAUAUUACCGCCUAUGAGAGUGAGCAUUUGUUGAAACGCAAGCCCGAUGGCGUGCUACCAAAUGGACUCAAUGUUACCAAAUUCUCUGCGAUGCAUGAGUUCCAGAAUUUGCACCAGCAGUCGAAGGAGAAGAUUCAUGACUUUGUUCGGGGUCACUUCUACGGGCACUACGAUUUCGUGCCUGAGGAUACUCUCUACUUCUUUACUGCCGGGCGGUACGAGUUUCGUAAUAAGGGUGUGGACAUGUUUAUCGAGUCUCUUGCUCGACUCAACCAUAGACUAAAAGCUGUCGGAAGCAAGACCACUGUAGUGGCAUUUGUCAUCAUGCCAGCGCAAACCACCUCAUUAACGGUGGAGGCCUUGAAAGGCCAGGCUGUCAUCAAGUCCCUCCGCGAUACUGUUGAUGUCAUCGAACGAGGCAUUGGUCGCCGCAUUUUCGAGCGCUCCUUGAAGUGGCACGAUGGGGAUCCGAUGCCUGAUCAAAAGGAGCUGAUCACCAGCGCCGACAGGGUGGUUCUGCGUCGCCGUCUCUUUGCCAUGAAAAGACACGGAUUGCCUCCUAUUGUCACACACAAUAUGAUGAAUGACCAAGAUGAUCCCAUUCUGAACCAGAUACGGCGGGUGCACCUUUUUAACCAUCCUACGGAUCGCGUCAAGGUUAUUUUCCAUCCGGAAUUCCUAAACUCGUCGAACCCUAUUCUCCCCUUGGACUAUGAUGACUUUGUGCGUGGCACAAAUCUAGGCGUUUUCGCCUCAUACUACGAACCAUGGGGUUAUACCCCUGCCGAAUGUACAGUUAUGGGUGUCCCGAGUAUCACUACUAAUCUAUCAGGAUUCGGCUGCUAUAUGGAAGAGCUAAUCGAGAACUCUGCUGACUACGGUAUCUACAUUGUGGACCGGCGUAAUAAAGGCGUCGAUGACUCGGUCAAUCAGCUCACGUCUCACAUGUUUGACUUCUGCCAAAAGAGCCGACGCCAGCGAAUAAACCAGCGAAACCGAACCGAGAGACUUAGCGAUCUUUUGGACUGGAAGAGAAUGGGUAUGGAAUACGUCAAGGCUCGACAAUUGGCUCUACGACGAGCGUAUCCGGGCUCAUUCUCGGGUGACGAGGAAGAUGAUUUUAUCCCAGGAGUCGAGCAGAAGAUUUCGCGACCGUUCUCUGUUCCGGGGUCCCCUCGCGACCGCGCAGGCAUGAUGACCCCUGGAGAUUUUGCAAGCCUACAAGAGGGGAGGGAGGGCUUGAGCACGGAAGACUAUGUGGCAUGGAAGCUGCCUGAGGAGGAAGAUCCUGAUGAGUAUCCGUUCCCGUUGACAUUGCGAACAAAAAAGACGAACUUCUCAGGGCCGGCGUCUCCUCUUGAUGGGGUCCAAAUGAAUGGCGGCCAGUAGGCAGAGGCACGAUGUGAUGACGGAUAGGUUGACGUGACGGGUGAGCUGGUGGUUAUGCAUAUACAUAUAUCCCCGUUGGUUGGAGGUGGAUUUGGUAUUGGAAUACGCAGCCAAUAGGGAAUUUGCUUUAUGUUGAUUGCAUAGCAACGCAUUGACAGGCAGUUUGUGGCAGUUUGUACCAUAUUCUUAUAUCCUUUUUUUCUAGGUAUGUAAGUUGAGUUGAGAAAAAAGGAAAAGAAAAAGAGGGAGCAAUGAAGCAUUGAAGCAUUUUACUACAUACUACUAUGUAGAUACAUAGUACAUACAUGAUUGUAGUAAGUACAUUGAUUACCUAGGGCCACGGUAUGUGUGUAGUCAAACGUUGAUGUAAUAAUUCCAGGUUACUUA
Hypoxylon fragiforme is the source of this 3015-nucleotide messenger RNA. RefSeq names its product glycogen synthase. Gene Ontology annotation, cellular component: cytoplasm. The coding region runs from base 499 to 2628 and encodes 709 amino acids. Gene Ontology annotation, biological process: glycogen biosynthetic process. The transcript has 6 exons. Lineage: Eukaryota; Fungi; Ascomycota; Sordariomycetes; Xylariales; Hypoxylaceae. The record is from RefSeq and is a predicted model, not a curated record. Gene Ontology annotation, molecular function: alpha-1,4-glucan glucosyltransferase (UDP-glucose donor) activity.